UAUAAAUAUUGAUAGAGAUGAUUGAGAGCCAAUGAGCCUCACAUGCAUCUAAUCCGACCAAAAACUGUUCAACACGACAUAAAUCCGUUCGAGUGUCAUGUUAUGUAGUGAUACUUGAUAUGGACUGUCGUACGCUGUGAGAUGCACCUGCCCUUAUCGAUAUGCUGUGCAAUUACUGUCUGUUUCUUUCUCAGCUUACAUCUCAGUUACAACCUAUCUACAAAAGACAGACGUGGAUUCUUCUAUAUAAAGAAUCUGCAAUUCAAGUCAAUUCAAGUCAACCCUUUCACAUUUUCUUCACAUUCUGACACUACUCUCUGUAUACGAGAUCAAAAUACGGACAGCCAUGAUUCUAAACUAUAUUUACAGUCCAUCUGUGACACUAUUUGUAGCAUUCCUUGUCACUUUCGUAGCUGCCUCUAAUGAUGCUUUUCGAAACGAACUUACUACUUCACAGGCUCUGCCAGGCACUUGGGUAUCUCAAGGAUGCUAUGUAGAUGUUGGUCGGACAUUGUUUGAAGGAGAGUACAUUGACAACACAAAUAUGACAGAUGAAUCGUGUAUUUCAUAUUGUACCUCUGAGAGCCUCAACUAUGCCGGAACAGAGUAUGCCUCAGAAUGCUAUUGUGGCAAUAGUCUUGCAGCUGGAGCUGGACGUGCGCCAGCUUCAGACUGUAGCAUGAAGUGCCCCGGAAAUACUACCGAGUUUUGUGGUGGUCCAAAUAGAUUGAAUCUUUUCUGGAACGGUAAAAGUCCACCUCAAACUAACCCUGGUUCUGGACUAUGGAGCUUUACCGGGUGCUAUACAGAAGGUCAAACGGGCCGACUUUUAAUAUAUCAAGUUAUAGCUUCUCCCAUGACGGUUGAUAUUUGUACAGCGGCAUGUCAAGAACAAGGCUAUUCAUUAGCUGGAGUUGAAUAUGCUGAUGAAUGCUGGUGUGGAAAUCAAUUGUCUAACGGAGGAGCUCUCGCACCGGAGGGUGUUAAUGGCUGUUCUGCAUUGUGUGCAGGCAACUCUUCAGAGUUUUGUGGUGGGACCAAUCGACUGGAUGUAUAUGAUUUUAACAAUACUGUUAUUGUCACCGCGCCAUUUACUACAACCACAGUUGGAACAGCACCUUCUCCCACGGGUUCCCCAUCGAUUCAACAAACAGUUGGUGUAUAUAACUACUUCGGGUGUCAGACUGAAGCUACAAGCGCUCGAGCACUUGCUUCUAAGGCUUCUGAUAGUGGAAACAUAACACUAGAGUCAUGCGAAGCAAGCUGCAUUGGUUACACCUAUUUUGGAACCGAAUAUGGACGAGAGUGCUAUUGUGGUAACACGUUUUCCGCCGGCUCUGUGUCAGCUCCAAAUACAGACUGUAACUUUCCUUGUGCGGGAAAUGGAUCAGAAUUCUGCGGUGCUUCCGGAAGAUUGACCGUGUAUUUGCUAAAUAAUACUCUAAGCUCCGCAGCUCCUCUUUCCACCUCGUCCACAGUUGUGACAGAUCUUCCUACUGGAUGGGUCUAUAGUGGCUGCUGGGUUGAUGGAGCGCAAGGUCGUGUUCUCACGUAUCAGCAACCUGACAAUCAGAAUCUUACUGUCGAGUCUUGUGUUGCGGCAUGCUCCGGACUAAAUUACAUUGUCGCAGGCAUGGAGUAUAGCUCUGAAUGUUUCUGUGAUAAUCUUGUCGGAAAUGGAGGUGUUCUUGCAAUUUCACCUGCUGAUUGUAACAUGCCGUGCAGUGGUAAUUCAAGCGAGAUAUGCGGUGCUGGAAAUCGAUUGUCCGUCUACUCCUUUGGCAAUGUACAAACAUCUCAGCUUGCAACUGUUCAGCAAAGGAAUUUACCUGGUGAUUGGAACUAUAAAGGGUGCCUCGAAGAUAACAUAGGAGGCGUUAGAACGUUCCCCUAUCAAAUAAUCACUUCAAAUAAUACCGCACCAAAUUGUCUUUCGCAGUGUCAAGAAUUCGGCUAUAAUGCAGCUGGCCUCGAGUACGGCUCCCAAUGCUUUUGUGGCGACGUGGAGAAUGUUGUAACGGCUGGAGCAUCAUUGAUGAGUGAAUCUAACUGCCAGGUUGUCUGCUCUGGUAAUUCUUCUACUAUAUGCGGCGGAGAUAGUCUCUUAUCUUAUUACUCAUGGGAUGGACCGGCGCUCUACAACUGGUCAUUUCCAGUGGGCCCAAGUGCUGGUGAACACUCAUUCCUUAUAGGUGGUGUAUGCAUACCAUUGAUGACGUCCCAAAUGAUUACUGGCAAGGUGACAUUCGUUGAAAAGUUCGGGACGGGCGAGCCAAACUCGACAGGCGCAUAUGAGUUAGAUCUUUCAGCAAUCGAUAAUUUUACCCUGGCAUGGAGACCAAUGCAUGUUAAAACUGAUGUCUUUUGCUCCGCAGGACUUAUUCUUCCGGAUAUUGCUGGGAGACAGAUAGAUGUGGGAGGGUGGUCCGGUGAAUCAACAUACGGUGUGAGACUUUACUAGCCGGAUGGAUCCCUUAAUCUCUGGGGAACCAAUGACUGGCAAGAAAAUGUGAACGAGGUGCGCCUUCUUGUUGCUCGGUGGUACCCCACGGCAAUGAUUAUGGCAAGUGGCUCAAUCUUGAUCGUCGGUGGCGAAGAAGGAUCGAAUGCCCCCGCAUCUCCAAGCUUAGGGUUACUCCCUCCAACGGGUGCUCCAGUUCUUAAUCUAGACUUUCUUGCUCGUACAGACCCCAAUAAUCUGUAUCCGUUCUUGGCCGUUAUUCCAUCAGGUAUUUUUGUUGCAUACUAUAAUGAAGCAAGAAUUCUCGAUGAAGUCACAUUUGAGACUAUCAAGACACUGCCUAACAUUCCCGGUGCUGUAAAUGAUCCGAAUGGUGGACGAAACUAUCCUCUCGAGGGAGCCAUGGUUUUACUACCUCAGUUUUACCCUUAUACGGAUUCCAUCGGAGUGCUCAUCUGUGGCGGUUCCACACCUGGGGGCGGCUUCGCCAUCGAUAAUUGUGUUUCUAUGCAACCUGAAGCUGAGAAUGCUACUUGGGUGAUUGAAAGAAUGCCCUCACGUCGUGUAAUGCCAUGUUUGGCCUCUCUUCCAGAUGGUACAACACUCAUCCUGAAUGGCGCACAUCAUGGUUUCGCCGGAUUCGGACUCGGCUCAGACCCUAAUUUCAACGCUGUCCUAUACGACCCCCGCCUACCCAUAAACUCACGCAUGAGGAUAAUGGCCAAUACGUCAGUCGCCCGUCUUUACCAUUCCGAAGCAAUUCUUCUUCUCGAUGGACGAGUGAUGGUGUCCGGAUCUGAUCCACAAGACAAUGUUCAUCCAGAAGAAUAUCGAGUUGAGGUAUUCACGCCUCCUUAUCUUCUCUCCGGUCUUCCUCGUCCAAUUUUUGACAUGAACAACACGGAUUGGUCUUAUUCGCAAAUUGUUCCUUUCACGAUUACUUCCAACUUUACUUCAACUGCAAAUCUCAAAUUUUCCAUCCUUGACUCCGUCGUGAGCACGCAUGGUAAUUCUAUGGGUCAACGAACACUUUUUCCUCAAUUGGCCUGUGGAUUUAAUAAUACUUGUACAGUUACUGCGCCUCCAGAUGCACAUAUUUGUCCGCCAGGCUGGUAUAUGGUAUUUGUCCUCGAUGGACCCACUCCGUCUGUUGGGGCAUGGGUAAGAAUUGGUGGGGAUCCAGCGCAAUUGGGGAAUUGGCCCAAUGCUUCUGGUUUUGAUAUUCCAGGACUUUGAUUUAUAUUUGGUACUGCAAUGUUCAGUCGAAGAGAUUUGUGAAGUGAUGGUAUAUUUUUUGAAAAGCUGUUGAUUUGCUUCACAGGCGGUCAUUUCUAUCAUGAGCGAUCAUGUAUGAUUUUUGCUACAUUCAUUAUUGCAUUUGCUUUAACCUUGGCUCUUUGUCCAUGAAUGCCCCUUUGCUUUUCAUUUUCGCCCCACACGAAAUGGCGGUGUUGUGAACCUGUAUAUUUAAUCAGGAUGUGUGCCAUAUCAUCAUAUGGGCCACUUUAGAAAUGCAUCAAAAUCGAGCUUUUUUU
Molecule: messenger RNA, 3996 nt
Organism: Botrytis porri
Lineage: Eukaryota; Fungi; Ascomycota; Leotiomycetes; Helotiales; Sclerotiniaceae
Exons: 13
Coding region: 347-2461 (704 amino acids)
Cellular component (GO): plasma membrane
Source: RefSeq, a predicted model, not a curated record